AUGGGUGGGUUGAAGAGGAAGAUUGAUACAGGGAAGAAGAUAGAUGGGAAAAAUCCACGAGCGGUUGCUUUCUCAAAACGUCGUAAGGGUCUUUUCAACAAAGCCUCAGAGCUUUGUCUUCUCUCCGACUGUCAGAUCGCGAUUAGCGACUCCGCUUUCCUCGCGGAUCAGACUCCUUCUCGGGAUGAUGAUGAUGAUGAUGAAAAGUUAGGGUUUUGGUGGGAAGAUGAGAGUGUCGCCAAUUCAGAGAAUCCGGAGGAAUUGGGUGCCGCGAUUGAUUCGAUGACGAAGAUGUUACACGAUCUCAAGGAGUUGCAAAGCAAGCAAAGGGAACGAUCUUGUGGAAGUGGAGGAGAAGGAGAACAACAACAAUGCUUUAAGUGGAAACGUGGGUGGAUCAUGCAACCAAGGGCUUGA
Messenger RNA from Camelina sativa (false flax), 417 nucleotides. The record is from RefSeq and is a predicted model, not a curated record. NCBI's taxonomy places the organism in Eukaryota, Viridiplantae, Streptophyta, Magnoliopsida, Brassicales, Brassicaceae.